AUGCUGAAAGGCAGAAGGAAACAUGUUCUCUGGAAUAUUGGAAGGAGGAACUAUUAUGAGCAGCAGGCUAUUUCUGACAGCAAAACCAAUGUCAUGCAGGUGGGGUUUUUCAGAGAAUCUGCCUUGCCAGAAACCAAUCCACUAGUCUCUUGUACUGCUUCUUUGAUUAGCUGUGGGGUGUUAUGCUGGGGAAGAGACCAAGAGAAAGUGAGAAGGUCAUCAAAGAGGCCAGGACACACGGUCCUAACAUUCCAAGUGGCUAGUUCUAUGAUUGCUGGUUUAUUCUUUGUUCUCUGUGUUUUUGGUGGUAAAACUACUGCAAAAGGCUUCCCUAGAGAGACUUCAGAUUCUUCUGACAAAGUACAGAAAAGCAGGAAACGAUUUAACAAAGAAACUAUUGAGGAAUCUGCUUCUGAGUCAGAAUUUUUUGUGGCUGCACAUGCUUACAAGAACCCUAUAGACAGUGGUGGCUUUGGUGCAAAACCCAAACGAAUUAAGUCAAAAAUUCCUGUUCGUACCACUAAAGUAGAUAAUCCUUUGCCUAUUCAGUUAGAGAGCUCAGAGAGCCUCCCACAACCAAGUGGAUCAGGAUCAGCUGUGGAUUCUAGUUAUUCUAAAGCUAUAAAAAAACAAGGAUCACGAAAGAAUUUGCGUUCUGGUUCCCAUUCAGAAAUUUUGCCCACUUCAAGCAUUCGACUUGAUAAUCAGGUAAAAAGCCGAGGGAAAAGGAAACAGACCAAAAAGAGAGAGAGCAACCCAACGUCUUUAACAAGUGAACUUCACUUGAACAACGCUGGUCCAUCAGGUACAAUAAUUGCAGCUGUUACUACUGAAGAAGACAGUUUGGCAGCUGCAGCCGAAGUCCGCCCAAUACCUUCUAAAAAGAUCAGGACUUGUAUUCAAGAUCUGAACAGUGGAAAAGAAGCUUCUCUAUUAAAAGCAUCAUCUAAGAAAACAAGGAGUGGAGUGCCAAACAGAUCAUCUACUUCAAGAAGUGGGGUAAACAGGUUGGACAACGUCCAGUCAGGUCUCAAAGCCAAAAAGACGGGAUCCUGUGCUAGCAGUAGAAAUGGUGAGGAGUCAGUACAGUUUUCAAGUACAGCAUCAAGUUCUGCCGGAGCCACUGCAAUGACUUCUGAGAGUGAAUCUGAAGAAUCUGAUAUGGGCAGAUUACAAGCAUUGUUAGAAGCGCGUGGCUUACCAUCCCAUCUCUUUGGAGCCCUUGGUCCACGCAUGCAUCAACUACUGCACAGAACAAUGGCGGGGGGCACCAUGAACAAAGUGCAACAAUUAUUACAAGGUCUUCAAGCUGUCAAUGAUGAAGGACAGCAGCUGACAGCUGUUAUAGAAAUGUGUCAGCUUCUUGUGAUGGGCAAUGAAGACACUUUGGCAGGCUUUCCUGUGAAACAAGUUGUUCCGGCUUUGAUUACAUUGUUGCAAAUGGACCAUAACUUUGAUAUGAUGAACCAUGCUUGUCGUGCUCUUACCUACAUGAUGGAAGCAUUGCCACGCUCUUCAGCUGUUGUUGUUGAGGCUGUACCUGUGUUUUUAGAGAAAUUACAAGUGAUCCAGUGUAUGGAUGUUGCUGAGCAAGCUCUAACUGCUUUAGAGAUGCUUUCACAAAGGCACAGUAAAUCUAUUUUACAGGCAGCUAAUGGCGGCAUUGCAGCUUGCUUGAUGUAUUUGGAUUUCUUCUCCAUCUCUGCUCAACGAUCAGCAUUAACAAUUACAGCGAAUUGUGUGCAGAAUUUAACAGCUGAUGAAUUUCAUUAUAUAAGAGACUCUUUGCCAUUACUUAGUGCCAGAGUAAAUCACCAAGACAAGAAAUCAGUGGAAAGCUGCUGCUUGUGCUUCUCUCGUCUUGUUGACAACUUUCAACAUGAUCAAAGGAUCUUGAAAGAAAUUGCUGUUCAUGGUCUUCUCACAAAUAUCCAGCAAUUACUGGUUGUGAGUCCUCCUAUAAUAAACACAGGAACAUUUGUGAUGGUAAUACGAAUGCUGGCGCUUAUGUGUGGGAGCUGUCCUGAUUUGGCUGUUGUCUUACUAAAACAGAAAAUAGCUGAAACAUUGUGUUAUUUGCUGGUUGGUUCCUCAGACCAAGCUUCUCAAAGUAUUGAGCUGAUUUCCAGGACACCUCAAGAAUUGUAUGAAAUUGUUUGUUUAAUUGGUGAAUUAAUGCCGAAACUGCCAUCAGAUGGCAUAUUCUCAAUUGAUUCUAUGUUAAAGAAGGGAUCGUCUGUCAGUGGUGAUGCUGUUAUUUGGCAAUGGAGAGAUGAUCGUGGAAUGUGGCAUCCCUAUGCAUUGAUUGAUAGCAGAAUCAUUGAGGCAGCUCAUCAAUCAGGUGAAGAUGAAGUAAGCCUGUCUACAAUGGGAAGAGCUUAUACAAUUGACUUUAACUCUAUGCAACAAAUCAACGAAGACACUGGCACAGCACGGCCAGUUCAGAGAAAAGUUAAUUCAUUGGUUGCUAGUUGUAUUCACUCUGCUUCUUCCUCCUCUUCCUCCUCUUCCUCCUCUGAUCCAAAUGUUGAACAAUGUGAUUCCAGAGAGGAAAUAUUAAAAGAAGAUAUAGAUCUUGCCUCUGCAUUUAUUCAAACUCUCUUUGCAGUUUUAUAUGAAGUAUAUAGUUCAUCGGCUGGACCUACUGUGAGACAUAAAUGUCUACAAACAUUGUUGAGAAUGAUCUAUUAUGCUAGCUCAAAUCUUCUCAAAGUUGUCUUGAAGAAUCAACCUGUUUCCAGUCACAUAGCAGCUAUGAUGGCUUCACAAGAUUUAAAGGUAGUUGUUGGUGCCAUACAAAUGGCUGAUGUUCUCAUGCAGAAACUUCCAGACAUAUUCAGCAUUUACUUUAGGCGAGAAGGAGUUAUGCACCAGAUAAAGAAGUUAACAGAAAUCGAAGUCCAAAGUGCAUCUUCUCUUCCAAAAGGCAGUACUGUUGCCCCUGGUUCAGCAUCAGGCUCAAGUUCGAGUCUCAGUAGUAGUAAUGCUGAUGCCAUUGAGCGGAAAGAUUCCUACUUCAGCAUGGUAACAGUAGGAGCUACAGGAGAAUCAGAAGAACACAGUUCUCAAAUACAACUGGAAUUACCCAGAAUCUUCGACAUGGAGCCUGUGGGCAGUGGAUCCCGGGGGCCUUUUUUACGACUUAGUGAUGUCUUGAAGAGGAAGAAGCCAUCAAAGCGUGGACCAACAAAGAAGGGAAAUAAAACUGAUGAUGCUAAUGAUCUCGGAGUGAAAAGUCCCAGUUUGUGUGGGAGCCGAUCAUCUAGUCGUGGAAAAGCUUCGAUUCUACUCAUUGUAGGUAAAGAAUUUAAAUCUGCCACAUCUACAAAGAGUUCUUUUUUACCAAGUUUGAAUCCAAGAAGCUGGGGAAAACUUGGCAGCUUAAAUGUUGAUAAAGCUAUUCUUACAAAAGAAGGUCCAGUCUCUAAGAUGGUGUCAUCAAAUACAUAUGGUCAUAAAGAAAAGGUGAAAACAUGGAUCAAAGAACAAGCAAUCAGAUUCCUCGACCAGUAUUUCAAUUCUGACACCCAUAGCCAUCCUGCUUUAAACAUGUUGAAUCGGUUGUGUUCUGCAACAGACAAUCUUACCAUUGAGGAAGAUAAUGGAAUUCAGGCACUUCAAGAAAUUUGUGAUAUUAUGCGAAGCAGUGAUGUCUCUCCUUUUGAAGUGAUACACAGUGGCCUUGUGAAUAAACUCUUACAAUACCUCACUGCCAACUCUGCAACAGUUGCAAGAGAUGAAAGGAUACGGCGUUUUCUCCACGUGUUCCUCAACUGUCCAGCUCCUGAUUCAGUGUUUGUGAAAGAAAUUGAAGUAAGUGAUCCACCUGCACUUAGUCCAUUGGUCAGUAAACUGAUUGGCUGCCUUCAUCAUUUAGAACAGUUUCAGGUUAAAGUUCAUGAUCUUCCAGGUGGUGUGACAGGCACUGGGAGAGGUUCAAAUGCUCUUAAGUUUUUCAACACACACCAGUUGAAGUGCCAUUUGCAACGACACCCGGAGUGUUCUAAUCUAAAACAGUGGAAAGGAGGACCUGUCAAGAUUGACCCAUUAGCUUUGGUUCAAGCUAUUGAGCGAUAUUUAGUCAUGAGAGGAUAUGGAAGAAUACAGUUGGAGGGUGGAGAUGAUGGCAGUGAUGAAGACAACUCUGAUGAUGAUGAUGUUGAUACCAUGGCUGCCGUAUUCAUCAACCAAGUAACUGCUCGUCAUAAAUUAGAAUUUUUGAUUGGUGAUCACUUAUUACCUUACAAUAUGACUGUGUAUCAAGCAGUGAAACAAUUCAGUCUGCCGACAGAAAAGGAAGGAAGUGAAACUGACACAGAUUCAGAAAACCCAUUUGGCAAUGCAGGAAUCUGGGUUCAAACUCACACAAUAUGGUAUCGGCCUGCUUCUGAACAAGAAGAUGCUGUUGCUGCCACAAGUCCAAAGAAAACUAGAGCUGAGACGAAAAGCUGUAAAUCGUCUGGAAGAAGUCGACGGGGUGAUGAGCUGUGGAAUGAUGGUCUUUGUCCCAAGAUAGUGCCUGCUUUGAAUGCAUACCUCACUGACAAGUUACCUGCCUUUGUUACUGUACAAGAUCUUUCUUUAGAUGUAAUUACACUGCUGAGAGUGCUCCAUGCCUUCAAUAGAUACUGGUCAACCAUGUAUGAAGAGUCUUCCCAACUAUCUCCAAUCCUUUCUCCAACUGAAUUCAUUAGUUCAAAACUCACUGCCAAAGCUAACAGACAGUUACAGGAUCCAUUAGUCAUAAUGACUGGUAAUCUUCCUGUUUGGUUGGCUGAAAUAGCUGCAGCAGCACCAUUCCUUUUUCCCUUUGAUACUCGCCAAAUGCUUUUCUAUGCUACAUCAUUUGAUCGUGACCGAGCAAUGAUGAGGUUACAAGAUAACAAUACUGAUUCUACAACAACAGACACAACUGACCGAGUUGCUCCCCGACUGGAACGGAAAAGGCGUACAGUCAGUCGAGUGGAUAUCUUAAAACAAGCAGAGAAACUCAUGGAUGAGCUGGCUUCCACAAAAGGAUUACUGGAAAUACAGUAUGAGAACGAAGUUGGUACAGGAUUGGGACCCACAUUAGAAUUCUAUGCAUUAAUUUCUAAAGAAGUACAAAGAGCAGAUCUUGAUAUGUGGCGAGGCGACAUUGUGAAACAGAUGGAUUUUUCUGGUUCAGGAAGUGAUGUUGAGUAUAUUACAUCUCCUUGUGGUUUGUUUCCUUCUCCACUUGCUCGUAACACCAAAGCUGCUGUUGUCAACAAAAUCAAAGCCAAAUUUAAAUUCUUUGGAAAAUUCUUAGCUAAAGCAUUGAUGGAUUCAAGAAUGAUUGAUGUGCCAAUAAGUCUGGUAUUUUUCAAGUGGAUCUUAGGCCAAGAGCACAGUCUCACAUCCAAAGAUCUACAGUAUAUUGAUCCUGUUGUUGCUAGGUCCUUUUACGAACUCGAAGAUAUUCUCAGGCAGAAAAAAAGAAUAGAAGCGGACCAGUCUCAUACUGAAGAAUCUCGCCAGUUGGCUCUCGACAGUUUGACAAUGGAUGGCUGCACAAUUGAAGAAUUGGAUUUAGAUUUUACCCUUCCAGGUCAUGUAAAUAUUGAAUUAAAAAAGGGUGGCAAGGACAUUCCUGUAACAUUAGAAAACCUAGAAGAAUAUUUACAGCUUGUUGUCCAUUGGAAUCUUGUUGAAGGUGUAUCAAGACAAUUUGAAGCUUUUAAAGAGGGUUUUGAAUCAGUAUUUCCUCUUUCAACUUUACAGUGUUUCUACCCUGAAGAGCUUGAGCAACUAUUUUGUGGAAGUCGAAGUGAAGUCUGGGAAGUGAAGAUGCUAAUGGAAUGUUGCCGUCCUGACCAUGGUUAUACUCAUGAUAGCAAAGCUGUCAAAUAUUUGUUUGAAAUAUUAAGUUCAUACCUUGGAGAAGACCAACGCCGUUUCUUACAGUUUGUUACUGGCUCUCCAAGACUUCCAGUUGGUGGUUUCCGCAGUUUAAAUCCACCUCUGACUAUUGUACGAAAGACAUUCUCUAAUUCUGAAAACCCUGAUAACUCCCUUCCAUCUGUGAUGACUUGUGUGAAUUAUUUAAAACUUCCGGACUAUUCUUCAGUGGAAGUGAUGCGAGACAAGCUGAACCUUGCUUCACAGGAAGGACAGCUUUCAUUCCACCUAUCUUAAAGUACAGUGCCACUCACGUCCCUAUGAUGGACGAUCUAGAUGGUGAUGACCCAACAGCAGUUUGCACUGACAAAGAAAUAAGAAAAGAAAAAAGCCCCACAGAAUUUAAAAAAAAAAACAAAUCAAAAAUCAAACAAAAACUGACAACAGGAAAAAAAGGAAAUCAACUGCCACCAUCUGACUGGCAGAAGAUCAUUCCAAGGACAUGUACCAGGUUGAAAGAAACAUUUUUUUAAUCUUUUCAGUAAUUCUGGUAAAUGACUGGUGAGUGUAGAUGGUGAUCAAAAACCAUUCCUAAACUUAUUUUAACAUUUAUCUAGAAAAUUUCGCCUUAUAUGCUUUGUGAGGGAGAGUGCAAAUGUUCAUGACAGAUAAACUGGUACAAAUAUCUCCAAGUUUGCCAACAAAAUGUAUAGACAUGAUUUGACCAGUUGCCACUAUGCACCUAUACAUUCAUCCUUAGGAUUCAACACACAGCUAAUGUGUGAAGGAUUGACAUUUGUAAAAUAUUGACAUGAGUGGCGUUUGUGGCCCCCCUAUCUCCCCGGGACUAGAUGUCUAAAAAAAAAAAAAAAAUAUAUAUAAAAUAAAAUAAAAAUUGGCUAACAAGUUGUAGCCAUGCUGUUUGUGCUUGAUAUGUUUGUACUGAAAUAAUAAAGUUAUAAAGUUA
Molecule: messenger RNA, 6826 nt
Organism: Octopus bimaculoides (California two-spot octopus)
Lineage: Eukaryota; Metazoa; Mollusca; Cephalopoda; Octopoda; Octopodidae
Product: E3 ubiquitin-protein ligase TRIP12
Biological process (GO): proteasome-mediated ubiquitin-dependent protein catabolic process; DNA damage response; protein polyubiquitination
Cellular component (GO): nuclear speck
Molecular function (GO): zinc ion binding; ubiquitin protein ligase activity
Source: RefSeq, a predicted model, not a curated record